AUGUCCGCCGGUGUCGAAGACGAUGCUAGCAGGAUCUAUCCUGCCUGUCUACUUCGGAGCGGCGAGUGGAUCUCGAUUUCCAGUCCCUCGUCUACUCAGCAAGACUGGUUCCGUGCCACCUGGAUGACUUUCCGUGUGCCCACCGAUUACCGCAACCCAGCCGCCGGCUCGCUAUUGCUUUUCGGUCGCAGUGUAGAAAAAAUCGAGACGCGUCAAAUCGGCACUGGCACUGGUCCGGCCAACGAUACUAGUACUCAGAAGCCCUAUCUCGUGUACCUUCGGGACUGGCCUGGCUUGAGCAGCCCUGAUAUAUGGACCCACCCCCUGACUGCCGUUGCUUUGGACCGUGGCUACCAAGUGCUGUGUCUGGACUAUCGGGGCACCGGACACUUCCAGCUCACUCCCGACCAGUUAUUUGCCCUGGGUAAUCCUCGCAGGCAGGCCAACCUUUUAAGACUGUUCCGCCCCGACCGCAUCGUGCGGGACCUGGAGGCCGUUCGGCUAUGCUUAACGGCUGAAUUUGACGAGGACAACAAGGCUUGGUCCCUCUUCGGCCAGUCAAACGGAGCCCUUGUCGCAAUCAGCUACCUCUCUUGGAAGCCAGAAGUUCUCCGAGAGGUCUUUCUAAUGGGUGACUUCGGCGUCAUCGGGCGCUCCGCCGACGAGGUGUAUGCCGCUGCCGCCAUGGAUCUCUCAUUCCGCAACGGUCUGUUCUACACGAUGUACCCAGAGGAUGUCCAUCAUAUGAGGCGGAUAGCCGAGCACAUUGACAAGUCUGCAGACAGGGGUAGAAUCCCGCUUCCCUCCAGGGGAAAGCUGACAGUACAGCUCUUUCUCAGUUUGGGUUUUGCAUUCAGCCGUCCGGGAGGGUUUGAGAAAGUGCACGAUUUGGUCCGAAGGCUGAUCUCCGACCUGGACGGUUUUGAUUGCCUGAGCAUGCAUUCUCUUUUCGCCUUUGAGUAUGAGUUCAUCAGCUUGUUUCCGAACCUCGUGUCCGCCCUCCUGCCCGAGGCCACCUACAACUACAGUAACGGCAUGAUAUCCAACUGGGCAGCCCAUCGCCGUCUGCUCACGAUUCCAAACUAUGGUUGGGUGCGAAAUGCAAGCUUCUUUUUAUGGUCAUGGGGAAAAGACCAGCCGAUUUACUUCUCGGGCGAGAAGAUGGUUUUCCCGUUUCACCUCCACACUAUUCCCAAGCUGAAACCCUUCUUGCAGGCGGCCGAGAUACUAGCACUGAAUUGGGACUGGGAUGACCUUUAUGACCUCGAACAGCUGAAGGGAAACCAGGUGCCCGUGUAUGCGGCCAGAUGCUGGGACGAAACCUACAUGUCCUUCGGUCCCUCGAGGGAACCCCACAGAGACGACGAGGAGCUGCCAAACAUUGGAUGCCUUGUCGAAUGUCACUGUCCGCCCGGCAUGGAACUCGAAGAUGUCAUCAGACAGUUGUUCAAACUCCGUGAUGCCAAUGCCAUGACGGAUGCAGAAGCUGAGCACUGA
This is a messenger RNA of Canariomyces notabilis, 1497 nucleotides long. RefSeq lists its product as uncharacterized. NCBI's taxonomy places the organism in Eukaryota, Fungi, Ascomycota, Sordariomycetes, Sordariales, Chaetomiaceae. The coding region runs from base 1 to 1497 and encodes 498 amino acids. The transcript has 2 exons. The record is from RefSeq and is a predicted model, not a curated record.